This is a messenger RNA of Trypanosoma grayi, 1443 nucleotides long. Its product is annotated as CCR4-NOT transcription complex subunit 3. NCBI's taxonomy places the organism in Eukaryota, Euglenozoa, Kinetoplastea, Trypanosomatida, Trypanosomatidae. The coding region runs from base 1 to 1443 and encodes 480 amino acids. Gene Ontology annotation, biological process: nuclear-transcribed mRNA poly(A) tail shortening; regulation of DNA-templated transcription. The record is from RefSeq and is a predicted model, not a curated record. Gene Ontology annotation, cellular component: CCR4-NOT core complex; nucleus; P-body. The transcript has a single exon.
AUGGCGAAUAGCAAAAAAGUGCAGCAGGAAAUUGACCGCCAGCUGCGGAACACGCAGGAUGGCAUUGAAAGCUACGAGGAGCUCUACGACAAGUUCCUCAAGGCCGGUACGCAGUCGCAGAAGGAGCGAUUUGAGGGCGAACUCAAGAAGAAGAUAAAGAAGCUGCAGCGCUUUCGCGAUGGCAUCAAGGCGCUCAUCGUGAGCCCUGAGGUGAAGGACACGAAGAUGCUGGAGUCCUACCAGAAGGUGAUUGAGGAAAAGAUGGAGGUCUUCAAGAUGUGUGAGCGCGAGACGAAGACCAAAGCCUUCAGUAAGGAGGGCCUCGCCGCCAACUCGCCCAACGAGACGCCCCAGGCCCACAGCGAGGCGUGGUUGAAGUCCGCCAUGGACGACGCGCGGAAGCAGAUCGAGAUCAUUGAAUACGAUGUGGAACGCAACACGCGUGGUCACCACGGGCGCGGUAAGAACGCGCAGUCUGCCGAGGCCGUGCGGCUGCAAAGGCUGAAAUUCCACUUAGGCAAGCUUGAACAGCUGCUGAAGCUCGUGACGAAUGGCGACGCCGAUCUAGACGAGGUGGACGCCAUUGAGGGGCAGGUGCAGAGGCUGCUGCAGAACGACGGGGGUAUCGACGACCUCGAUGUUGACGAAGACGAGAGGCUCUACAUGAUGUUUGACCUUGACGACGUCACUGAAAAGCGACGGAGUGGGGUGGAUGAGGACAACAGCAUCUCUGCCGCGGCCCUGCAAAAGGGACGGGCGGCAAGCCCUACAACGAUGGCAAAGCCGACCACGCAGUCUAACACUACGUCUAUCACUUCUACUACUACCACCACCGCUGCCAUCGCCACGCCUGGGAAGAAGGUAACACCGUCCUCUGCCGCAUCUGCCAGUGUUGGAAAGGCGGAGUUGCCGCGGCGGCAGGGCACCUCGCAGUCGAGCCCCACUGCGAUGUCCCCCGUACCAGCUACAAUGACCAAGUCGGCUUCGAGUAGAGAUGCACCGAUGGAGGCGUGGGAUGAGAAUGCCGCGCUGCUGGACGACGAGAUGGACAAGGCCAAUGCAGACACAUUUGGCGAUGACGCGAUGGAGAUGGCGGGCACCGGCUCUUUAGCGGAGAUGGCGAAGGCGACUGGCAGCCUCCCGCCUAUGGGCGACUGGGAAAAGGGUCGCCCCGCGAGUCUCGUCUCGCCGCCGUCUGCCACUGCUGGCAAAGCACAGGUAGCAGAGCAGUCAUCACCACAACAACAACCAGCAGCAGCUACUACUACUACUACUACUACUACUNACAGCUACAGCAGCAACCUGCAGCGACAGCAGCAGCGUCGUCGACGCCGCCUCAGCGCAGCACAGAGAGUAAGCACCACGUUAGUGCCACUUCAUCCGCCACCAACCAUGCCCCGGCCGCCACCGCCACUACCACAACCACGUAUGAUAAGGCCAUGA